Messenger RNA from Manis javanica (Malayan pangolin), 6879 nucleotides. The record is from RefSeq and is a predicted model, not a curated record. NCBI's taxonomy places the organism in Eukaryota, Metazoa, Chordata, Mammalia, Pholidota, Manidae.
AAACAGGGCAUACCCUUGACUUCCGGCGGCAUUUUGAGUUGAUCCUCAUAGCGGCCUGGUAGUGUAUUCGUUGCCUUUCCUUGCUCAUCGAUCUCUCCUGGGCCUUUUUCUUAUUACAUCCCAGUCUCGCUUGACCCUGGCGAAGCGGCGAGAGGUGUGGUUCCCGGGAGCCCUGCGCGCACCUCCUUCUCCUCGUCGGCUUCCCGGGGCCAGGCACGGGGACGGAGAGUUGCCUCCCCGGCCCCUUGGAGCGGUGGCGGCAGUGGCACCUCCAUACUGCGUUUGCGAAGGGAGCUCGGGGAGGAGGAAUAGUACAAAAUGUCAAAAAUUAGAAGGAAGGUCACAGUGGAAAAUACCAAGACCAUAUCUGAUAGCACAUCCCGAAGACCCAGUGUGUUUGAGAGGCUUGGACCCAGCACUGGCAGUACAGCAGAGACACAGUGCCGUAACUGGCUGAAGACUGGCAACUGCCUCUAUGGAAACACAUGUAGAUUCGUACAUGGCCCUUCACCCCGUGGUAAAGGUUAUAGCAGCAAUUAUAGAAGGUCACCAGAAAGACCUACAGGGGAUCUUAGAGAAAGAAUGAAGAACAAGCGUCAAGAUGUGGACACUGAGUCCCAGAAACGAAAUACAGAGGAGUCAUCCUCACCUGUUAGGAAAGAAUCUUCAAGAGGCAGACAUAGGGAAAAGGAAGACAUAAAAAUCACUAAGGAGAGAACUCCAGAAAGUGAAGAAGAAAACGUAGAAUGGGAAACUAAUAGAGAUGAUUCUGACAAUGGAGACAUUAAUUACGAUUAUGUUCAUGAGUUAUCAUUGGAAAUGAAGCGUCAGAAGAUACAAAGAGAAUUAAUGAAGCUGGAACAAGAAAACAUGGAGAAGAGAGAAGAAAUUAUUAUAAAGAAAGAGGUUUCACCAGAAGUGAUUAGAUCAAAAUUGUCUCCAUCACCAUCUCUAAGAAAGUCUAGCAAAUCUCCUAAGCGAAAAUCAAGCCCUAAGUUAUCAUCAUCAGCCAGCAAGAAAGACAGGAAGACAACUGCAGUAUCUUCUCCUUUGUUGGACCAGCAGAGGAAUUCAAAAAGCAACCAAAGUAAAAAGAAAGGACCUCGCACGCCUAGUCCGCCCCCUCCUAUGCAGGAAGAUAUUGCUCUAGGGAAAAAAUAUAAAGAGAAGUAUAAAAUAAAAGACAGAAUAGAAGAAAAACCAAGAGAUGGAAAGGACAGAGGACGAGAUUUUGAAAGACAAAAAGAAAAAAGAGACAAGCCAAGCAUGCUUGAUGAAAUUAAGAGACUUGAGAGGAAAGCUGUUCUCAGGCAGUUUCAGAGAGAGACUAGAGGCAAAAGGGAUAGAGAAAAGGACUCAAGAGAUGAACGAGAAUAUGAACAAGAUCAGAGCUCUUCUAGAGACCACAGAGAUGACAGAGAGCCUCGAGACGGUCGAGACCGGAGAGAUGCCAGGGAAACCAGAGACCGAAGGGAGCUAAGAGACUCCAGGGACAGUCGGGACACCCGGGAGGUGAGAGACUACAGCAGAGACAGUAAAGAGAGCCGCGACCCCAGAGAUGCUCGGUCUGCUCGUGAGGCCCAUGACUACAGGGACCGUGAAAGUCGGGAUACUCAUCGAAAGGAGGACACAUACCAGGAAGACUCUCGAAGUUACGGCAGGAAUCACCUGAGAGAAGAAAGUUCUCGUACUGAAAUAAGGAGUGAUUCCAGAAAUGAGUCUCGAAGUGAAAUUAGGAAUGACCGGAUUGGCAGAAGUAGGGGAAGAGUUCUGGAAUUACCUGAAAAGGGAAGUCGAGGCACAAGAGGUUCUCAAAUUGAUAGUCACAGUAGUAGUAGCAACUACCAUGACAGCUGGGAAACUCGAAGUAGCUAUCCUGAGAGAGACAGAUACCCUGAAAGAGACAACAGAGAUCAAGCAAGGGAUUCUUCCUUUGAGAGAAGACAUGGAGAGAGAGACCGGCGUGACAACAGAGAGAGAGAUCAAAGACCAAGCUCACCAAUUCGUCAUCAGGGAAGGAAUGACGAGCUUGAGCGCGAUGAAAGAAGAGAGGAACGAAGAGUAGACAGAGUGGAUGACAGAAGAGAUGAGCGCGCUAGAGAGCGGGAGCGGGAGCGCGAGCGGGAGAGGGACAGAGAGCGGGAGCGGGAGAGGGAGCGGGAGCGGGAGAAGGAGAGGGAACUUGAAAGAGAGCGUGCCAGGGAGCGGGAGCGCGAGCGGGAGAAGGAAAGAGAGCGCGAACGAGAGCGGGAGCGGGAGCGAGAGCGCGACCAUGACCGGGAGCGGGAGCGGGAGAAGGAGCGGGAGCGCGAGCGGGAAGAGAGGGAGCGCGAGCGCGAGCGGGAGCGGGAGCGGGAGCGGGCCAGAGAGCGGGAGCGCGAGCGCCCCAGGGAGUGGGAGGACAGGGACCGGGGGCGGGACGACCGCAGGGAGCGGCGGGACGACGCCCGCGAAGACCGGAACCCCAGGGACGCCCACGACGAGAGGAGGGCCAAGAAGCGCUAUAGAAAUGAAGGGAGUCCUAGCCCUCGGCAGUCACCUAAGCGCCGACGAGAACAUUCUCCUGACAGUGACACCUACAACAGUGGAGAUGAUAAAAAUGAAAAACAUAGACUCUUGAGCCAGGUUGUUCGACCCCAAGAAUCUCGUUCUCUCAGUCCAUCACACCUUACAGAAGACAGACAGGGUAGAUGGAAAGAGGAAGAUCGUAAACUAGAAAGAAAAGAGAGUUCAAGGCGCUAUGAAGAGCAAGAGCUCAAGGAGAAAGUUUCUUCUAUAGAUAAGCAGAGAGAACAGACAGAAAUCAUGGAAAGCUCAAGAACUCGUGCCCAGGACAUGAUAGGACACCGUCCAUCAGAAGAUCGAGACACAUCUGACCGAGCUCAUGAUGAAAACAAGAAAAAAGGAAAAAUUCAGAAGAAACCUAUUAAGAAAAAGAAAGAGGAUGAUAUGGGAAUAGAGAGGUGUAACACAGAGAUAGCAUCUGAAGAUGGUCAAGUGUUUUCACCAAAAAAAGCACAGAAGAAGAAAAGUGUUGAAAAAAAACGUAAAAGGUCCAAGGGUGAUUCUGAUAUUUCUGAUGAAGAGGCAGCCCAACAGAGUAAGAAGAAAAGGGGCCCACGGACUCCCCCUGUAACAACCAAAGCAGAAUUGGUUGGAAUUUCCAAUGAUAAGGACAGCACUAUAGAGGAUUCUCAGAAAAAAGAAGAUACGGCAUUCAGCGACUGGUCUGAUGAGGACGUGCCUGACCGUGCAGAGGGGACAGAAUCAGAGCACGCUGCCGCAGGAGCUACUCCUGGAAGGACUCCUUCUCCGUCUUCCCUUGCUCCUCCCCCUCCUCCUGUGGCUGCCACGGGUCCUGCUGCUCUUACUGCUGUCGCCACCUUCUGCACAUCUACCUCUAUCUCCACCUCUGCCACUGCCCCCAACACCAGUACCACAUUCACCAGUGAAGACUCAUAUAGGAAAUGUCACAGAGCACGAGCAGAAAAAGUAGACACGCCUCACGUUACUAUAGAAGAUGCACCACAUCGCAAGCCCAUGGACCAGAAGAGGAGUAGCAGCCUUGGGAGCAAUCGGAGUAAUCGUAGUCACACAUCUGGUCGUCUGCGCUCUCCCUCCAAUGAUUCUGCUCACCGAAGUGGAGAUGACCAGAGUGGUAGGAGGAGAGUACUGCAUAGUGGUUCAAGAGACAGAGAGAAAAUAAAAAGUCUAGAAAUGACAGGAGAGAGAAAAUCUAGGAUUGAUCAGUUAAAGCGUGGAGAACCCAGUCGAAGUACUUCUUCAGAUCGGCAGGAUUCAAGAAGCCAUAGUUCAAGAAGAAGUUCCCCUGAGUCGGAUCGACAGGUCCAUUCAAGAUCCGGGUCGUUUGAUAGUAGAGAUAGGCUUCAAGAACGGGAUCGAUAUGAGCAUGACAGAGAGCGGGAGAGAGAGAGGAGAGACACAAGGCAGAGAGAAUGGGACCGAGAUGCUGAUAAAGACUGGCCACGGAACAGGGACCGGGACAGGUUACGGGAACGAGAGAGAGAACGAGACAAAAGGAGAGAUUUGGACAGGGAGAGAGAGAGGCUAAUUUCUGAUUCUGUGGAAAGGGACAGAGAUAGAGACAGAAUUUUUGAGACUUCUUCUCAAGUAGAGUCUGUAAAACGCAGUGAAGCAAAAUUGGAGAGUGAACAUGAAAGAGACGUAGAAGGCACUUCCCGAGACACUCUGGCUUUGGUUAAAGAAAGAAUGGAUAAAGAUCUAGGAUCCAUGCAGGGAUUUGAAGAUAUAAGUAAAGUUGAGAGAACAGAGAGUGUAGAAGGAGAUGAUGAAUCCAAGUUAGAUGAUGCACAUUCACUAGGAUCUGGUGCCGGAGAAGGAUAUGAGCCAAUCAGUGAUGAUGAACUAGAUGAAAUUCUGGCAGGUGAUGCUGAGAAGAGGGAAGACCAACAGGAUGAGGAGAAGAUGCCAGAUCCAUUAGAUGUGAUAGAUGUGGACUGGUCUGGCCUUAUGCCAAAGCAUCCAAAAGAACCACGAGAGCCUGGGGCUGCACUCUUAAAAUUCACACCUGGAGCUGUUUUGCUGAGAGUUGGGAUUUCUAAAAAGUUGGCAGGUUCUGAACUGUUUACCAAAGUCAAAGAAACAUGUCAGAGACUUUUAGAAAAACCUAAAGAUGGAGACAGUCUUUUUGAACAUGAACUGGGAGCUCUCAACAUGGCUGCAUUACUCCGCAAAGAAGAAAGAGCGGGUCUCCUUAGUAAUCUUGGACCUUGUUGUAAAGCAUUGUGCUUCAGACGGGACUCAGCAAUCCGAAAGCAGCUUGUUAAAAAUGAGAAGGGCUCUGUAAAACAAGCUUACACAAAUGCUCCAGUGGUAGACAGUGAAUUAUUACGACUGAGUCUUCGGUUAUUUAAGCGGAAGACCACUUGCCAUGCUCCUGGACAUGAAAAGACUGAAGAUAAUAAACUCUCACAGCCCAGUAUCCAACAGGAGGUGUGCGUGUCUUAGGACGGAAGUUCAGUGACACUCUUGGUACUGUCAUCCUUCAGGAGUACAUACUGUUUUUCAGAUUCUUUGGUUUGACAAGCAUAAUAGUGACAAAGGCAGAGAAGAUUUUCCAGCCAUGCUGAAAGAGUGAAGAACUUAGAUCUAAAGUUUAAAGACACUAGUUUUGGCUAAUUUAAGAUUUUACGUGGAUUUUUACAUAGUACUUGAUACACAAAAUAAUGUGAACACAUCUAGAUUUAGUAGUUUACUGUGUACCUUUUGUUAAAACUGAAGAUUUUGGAAAACAGUUGCUACUGCUUUUUCAGCCUAUGUAUAUUUUUUAUGAAAUGGAGCCACUGACAUAUGUUCUGGGUCAUCCGUACAGAAACUGUGAUUUCAUCCAGAAACAGUGUGUUCACAGAAUGAAUGCACACACUGUGCUGUUCAGAACCCUCAGGGGGGUGCUUGUCCUGUGUGCUUGUGUGUUCAGAGGCAGACCUCCAACAAGACAGAACCAACAUAAUCUUUUUUUCUAAAGUUCUGCAAUAAUUACUUAAUGUGUCUUUGGUUUUUCUUAAAUAUGUGUGCAUUGUUACAAUGCUUAUUGGAUGUAUUUGAUUUAUAAGUGGUUUUGCUUGCUAUCAAAGACUGUCUACAAUUUUUACUUUUAAUAAAUACCUUCCCUUGUUCUAGAUUUACUUUGCUCUUUUUUAAUCUUAUUCUUGAUGUUCUGAAACAUUUGUCAUCAACAUUGCAUAUUUCAUACUUCAAAUAUUUUACUGCUCAAGUUAUUAUUGGAUAGCUGUAAAUAUUGUGAAUAGAACUGAGGAUGUGUUCUAGCUAUAUAGCUCAGUAAUACUUGAAACCAAGAGUUAACAAACCAAUGUAAUCUGAGCUUUAAAAUCCUACCGUAUUUUUCAGAGCUACAACCUUUGAUUACAGUAAACUCUCUCUCUAGACUAUAAUACAUGUAACAAUUUACUUUUUAAAAAUUAAAACAUAUCUGCUUUAUUCUGUAUGUAAACAUUUUACUCAUAAAGUCGACUCCUAGGAUCCGAAAUGGACGCCAAGCUGCAGAAUUUGUGGGCAAUGAUAAACCAAUCAAAAUUGUAAUUAGAUCAUUACCUCUUACAGGUUUUUGUUCAAACUAUAAUCCUAUGUUACCUGUCUCAGUAGUUUUGUAUUGUCUUAUCUAAAAAUAUCAUAAUAUUACUGGUGUAGUUUCUUCUCAUUUCAAGAAACAUUUGUUGUGCACUUUAUUUUUACAAGAUAACGUUCCCAGCAAAGGAAAUGGUCUUAUUUUUCAAAUGACUUUGAAAGCAUGUAUAAAAAAGUUGCAAGCAGCAAAAAAACAAAAGAUUGUAAUCAGAUUUUCCUGUUAUCCAUUACCUUUUCCAAUUGGUACAUGUUUUAAAUAAAAGAGAAAGACCCUGGAGAAUGAAUACCCUUUAGAAAACUAUUUCAUUCUCUAUAGCAUAGAGAUUUAAAGUCCUAGAACUUCUAAUCCUAGUUCCCACAAUUGUGGUAUAUAUAAUGGUAAAAUAAUGGUUUUCCUGUUUCAUCCACUGACUUCAGGAAUAUUUCACAAGUUUUUUAUUUCCAGAAUGAAAACUAUGUAGUUUAAAUUUUCCAUAUAGCCAAACCUGUUGCCUUUUAAUUUUGAAUCUUUUUGUUAUGUUGUGAAAGAAAAUUUUAGAACUGCUCCUUUUUGUGUGUUUUGUCAUGAUAUUUAGAGAUUUAUAUUCCCAGUGGGAAUGUACCAUUAAGUCUCAUAAUUUUUUAAAAAUUCAAACAUUCUGUAUCACUAAUCAUAUGCCCAUAAAGUUCUAAAGCAAAUUUUUUCACUGAAUUUUUUGUAAUAGCUCUUGGACCAUAAUUAAAGUCUCGAUUAAACCAGUAUUCCUAAAAACA